Molecule: messenger RNA, 2967 nt
Organism: Exophiala viscosa
Lineage: Eukaryota; Fungi; Ascomycota; Eurotiomycetes; Chaetothyriales; Herpotrichiellaceae
Exons: 5
Coding region: 1-2967 (988 amino acids)
Biological process (GO): resolution of meiotic recombination intermediates; replication fork processing
Cellular component (GO): FANCM-MHF complex
Molecular function (GO): zinc ion binding; chromatin binding; protein heterodimerization activity
Source: RefSeq, a predicted model, not a curated record
AUGGAUCCAGUUUCGGCCGCCGCAAGCAUCCUGUCGGUGGUCAAGGCGGCCUCAACCGCAGUGAAAGGUGCAGAAGCAUUUUGGCAUGCCCCUCAUGAACUCUGGGAGUUGAACGACGAAUUGGAGCAGAUCACCGGUCUUGCGACCUUCCUGAAGUGGGCAACUGCACAACAUGAGUUUGAGAAUACAGACGUUACAUCCGGACUAGCAAAGACCCAACAGGCUCUUGAAUCUGCGAAAGUGGUAGUUGAUACGAAAUUCAGGAAGUCUCCCAGCGUUGCUGGGCUAGCCUCAGACAAAUUUGGCCGAAGGAAAUGGCUGAGGCACCACGGAAGCGUGAAGCGGCUCAAGCAUGAUUUGAUUGUUUCCAAGCGAGAUCUUGCCACCACGGUCGAUAUUUUGAGCAUUCUCACAACCGACAGAACCCUUCUCUUGAAGCACCAAACUCGGUUUCGCGAGAUCUUUGAUAUAACUCAAGCGUCUGCCAGAGCCAGCACUUGCACCAGUUGCGGCGUCCAUGCCUCGCUCUGCUCUUCCUGUCAGCCGCAAAACCAGCCUUACUUUGUUCAAUUUAAAAGCAUUGUGACCAAUGUCGAAAUGACCAGAAUCAAACAAAUGGCCAUCAAUGGCCAAGGCAAUGACGAUGUCGCCAUCACAUCGCGCGAGUCAAGCCAGCAACUGUCCCGUCUGGCGCAAGAGCUCGAGAACCUGCGCAGCACCAUGGUACAAAACCAACAGACCUCAAUGGAAGCUGUAAAUGACAUUGCGGAGGAGCUGCGUCAGCAGCAGAACAAAUGCAAUGGGUUACUCCUUCGACUGAUGGAAUUUCAGGGGUCGUUGCGGCACCAACCGACGUCCAGCACCAGGAAUGAUGCCUUGACGAGCGGGCCAGCCAACAAUGUCGUCAAAGUCAAUGACAAUCCGGAAGAUACGGACCUUCCUCCGCAUGUCCAGGUCUUACAGACCGUCCUUGAGACAACUCAGCUGUACUCAGCAGAGCUAUCAGAGAUGCUCAGCGAGAAGUUCUACACGCCAUGCGCGAGUAUUGCCGACUUCCGGUUCGAGAUGUCCGAGAGCUUCUUUCCAGAGCAGUAUGUCCCGGAAGGUCCAUUUGAUGAGAGAAUUGCCGUACUGUCAAUGAUGGAACAAUACCGAGCUGUCUCGGUCAAAGUCGACAAAUUCUUCCUUCUUUACGCGGAGACUCCUCGUCGGUGGCGACGUGUCACCGUCCUGGCUACCACCAUAGUCAGCCCUACGAUCUCCACUGCCUUCGACGUUCGUGCAGGGUCCUCACUUGAUCAUUCCUGCAAGACGCUGCCUCAAUCCAUCCACAAACCUCUCGAAGCUCUACUAGCAACGACUCAGCUGUUCAACUCGGUGACAAACGUGGCGAUGCAGCUAGAGGUAUCGCCCCUGCAAGAAAUCACUUUUGACAAGUCGAGAUGUCUAGUCAGUGAGGAUCUGAAGGAGGCUGAAGCGUGCGAAACUUCUCUUUACCUCACUGAUAUUGAGCAUAUUGGAUGCCCGCAGUUUCUGGAAAGCGAGAUCGUGGUAUACUGGCGGAUAUCCUCCUCUUCCUACAUUGUACUCGCAGAAGCCCAGGUCUGCAUUGAGAGGAUUGUCCCGUUUGCAGAUUCUAACGAAGGCACCAACCAUGUUUCAGAAUUCAUGAAAGACCUUUGGACACUGUUCGAGCUGAAAGAUUGUAGAGGCGUGGCGAGCCUCGUUGUCAUUGUGGUCGAUGAUACCCGUCGCCAGAUCAAGAGUUACCUGCAAAUAUGUCCUGAGCUUGGGUCCGUCCAGCAGAUACUGGAACGAGCUUCUCUCUCUCAACAGGUCAUUCCUUGGUCUCGACGGGAGAAGUGGAUUCGGCAUAUCAUCGCUGCCGUGGCAGAAGUCCACAGCAAAGGCAAGGUUGUAGGUUGCAUCGAAGUUGGAGCCACUGGAGUGAGUACCGAUGACAGCACAUUCUUCACGAAAAUCGCAGGUUCUGGCAAUCAUUGGCCAAACAGACGUGGGUACCUUCCCCCAGAAUUGCGUCGCGAGACUGCUUAUGGCGCUCUCUCGCACAACAAAACACUCACCUUCCAAUCCGACAUCUUCCAGCUCGGUCUCGUCAUAUGGUUAAUUGCCAAACACUCAUCUACAGUCUGUGGGAUUUUCUGUCGCGUGAACGAUUGCGCAACGGUGCCACAUUAUGGCUGCUCCGCCGCGCACAGCAACCCUGUCGAUUUGCCGCGAUGUGGUCCAGAUUUGCCAGCGUGGGUGGACGAGGUUGUGACGGCGUGUCGGGCUGCAGAUCCUGCACGACGGCCUCCUGCAGCACGAUUGAUCAGGACGUUACCUCCAGACAUCCAACCGCGACAGGAUGAUAACGCCAAACCGCUGCCAGCUAAUCAAGUCGCCGAGUCUCUGCGAGACCGAUACUCGUUCUCUGUCAACUGUGAUGAGUGCGGAAUGUUGUGUACCGACCUGCACUACCAUUGCUCAAUCUGCAAUUUAGCAGACUUUGAUAUCUGCUCGCAAUGCUUUUUGCAAGGGAUCAGGUGCUUUGAUGACAAGCAUGACAUGAUUCGACGCGUUUCCAGGAAUGCCCUGCACAACUGCGCCGACAAAUCCGCCAGCAUGGCGUCGACAACAGACACUCAGGUCGAGGCUGAGGCUUUGCAGAAGAAACUCCGCUCUGCAUUGUGGUUCCAGAUUGGCAAGAUCGUCGACGAAGAGAGCAUCAACCUUGGUGUCAAUGCAACUCCGCAGUUCAUUGGUAGUCUGAUGGAAUUGGUCUGGGCACAGAUUGGUAAUGCUGCUAUCGACCUUGAGUCGUUCGCGAAACAUGCCGGCCGGAGCAAGGUACAGACGGACGAUGUCAUGCUGUUGACACGGAGAAAUGAGGGGUUGGAAAUGAUCCUUAAGGAAGAGCUGGGGAAGCUGGAACAGGCGAAGAAGAAGGAGACAAAGAAGAAGUGA